Molecule: messenger RNA, 2929 nt
Organism: Carassius auratus (goldfish)
Lineage: Eukaryota; Metazoa; Chordata; Actinopteri; Cypriniformes; Cyprinidae
Product: protein HID1-like
Exons: 19
Coding region: 88-2598 (836 amino acids)
Cellular component (GO): Golgi trans cisterna; membrane; Golgi medial cisterna
Source: RefSeq, a predicted model, not a curated record
UGAGCUUCGCCUUCGUCGCUAUAGGAUUGGUAAUGUGGCGUCGUUUUCACCUGCGCUACAGGUGCGCGGUGGACAGAUCCGAGCGAGAUGGGUAAUUCAGACUCCAAACUGAACUUCAGAAAAGCGGUGAUACAACUUACAACCAAAACACAGCCAGUAGAGGCCUCUGAGGAUGUGUUCUGGGACCAGUUCUGGACUGACGUCAACCUGACUUCACAGGAUAUUUUUGCUCUGGUUCCUGCUGCUGAGAUCCGUGCAGUGAGAGAGGAGUCUCCGUCCAAUCUGGCAACCCUCUGUUACAAGGCGGUGGAAAGGCUUGUGUUGAAUGCCGACUCAGGCUGUGUGUGUGAGAGAGACAGGCAGACAGUACUGAGCUGCAUUCGUCUGUUGACUCGGAUUCUGCCGUAUAUCUUCGAGGAUCCAGACUGGCGUGGAUUCUUCUGGUCCACUGUACCAAAAGUGGGCAAGACUGUGGAUGAAAGCGAUGACGAGGGCACACGGCCGCUGGCGGAGUCUCUCCUCACAGCUAUAUCUGAUCUGCUUUUCUGUCCUGACUUCACUGUGGAGAGCCACAGCAGGACCAGUGCGGAUGGGCCUUCUGAUAUCCAGUCCAUAGACAGCUGUGAGUUCAUCUGGGAAGCUGGUGUUGGAUUUGCUCAGACUCCGCCUCUCAAUCACACCCAUGACUCCAACAGGGCAGAGUUGUUGAAGCUUUUAUUGACGUGUUUCUCAGAAGAAAUGUACCUGUCUCCAUCUGACACACACACACUCAACCCCUGGGUCUCGUUCUUUUGCUCUAGAGAAAACCGACAUGCCCUGCCGCUCUUCACCUCUCUUCUUAACGUGGUAUGUGCGUAUGAUCCGGUGGGGUACGGCGUCCCGUACAAUCACCUGAUGUUCUCUGACCAGAGAGGGAUGCUAGCGGAGCUGGCGCUUCAGACUCUGAUCGUUUCAUUAGAUCAAGAGCUGGUCGAUAACUCCAACACCAGCCCGAACCUGAGCAACAACACUGACACCUGUUCUGCUGAUUACAACAAGAACACAACUGCUGAGGGAUGCCAGUACUAUGAUCGCUCAGAAUUUCAUGCGCUCAAGUUGAGUAUCAGAUUUUCCCUCAUGAUGUUUCAGACGACAAGAAGCGAAAACCUGUUUGUAAACUACCUGUCUCGAAUUCACAGAGAAGAGGACUUUCAUUUAAUUUUGCGAGGAAUCAGCCGGCUGCUCAAUAACCCCCUGCUGCAGACAUACCUGCCCCAUUCCUGCAAGAAAAUCCAGUUUCAUCAGGAGCUGCUGGUGCUCUUCUGGAAACUCUGUGACCUCAACAAAAAGUUCCUGUUCUAUGUGUUGAAGAGCAGUGAUGUGCUGGAUAUUCUGGUACCAAUUCUAUUCUAUCUGAAUGACGCUCGCACCAAUCAGUCACGUGUCGGUCUGGUGCAUAUCUGCGUGUUCAUCUUGUUGCUGUUAAGUGGAGAGAGGAAUUUUGGGGUGCGUCUGAAUAAACCAUACAGUGUGCGAGUGCCGAUGGAUAUUUCGGUGUUCGCUGGGACUCAUGCCGACCUGCUGAUAGUGGUUUUCCAUAAGAUCAUCACCAGUGGACAUCAGCGACUGCAGCCCCUGUAUGACUGUCUGCUCACUAUUAUAGUCAAUGUGUCUCCUUACCUGAAAAGCCUGUCUAUGGUAGCAGCCAACAAACUACUACAUCUGCUAGAGGUUUUCUCAAGCCCGUGGUUCCUGUUCUUCUCACCUGUUAACCAUCACCUGGUUUUCUUUUUGCUAGAAGUUUUUAACAACAUCAUUCAGUACCAGUUUGAUGGUAACUUUAACCUGGUGUACGGCAUCAUCCGCAAACGCAACCUCUUUCACCAGCUGGCUAACCUGCCUACAGACGUCAGCUCGAUCCAGAAAGCCCUGCAGAGGAAAAGCAGGAGCAACAGUACCCAUAAUGCCGUCUUCAUGGAGACCAACAACCCCUGCAACACUCCCUGUAGUGAAGCCCCAUAUAAAACCACACCAGUUCAAACAGGCACUCUGAACGCCAGCUUGAAGGCCAUGCCACGCAUUGAUAAACUAACCGAAACCUCACAGGUUUCUGAGGAUGGAACGACGCUCUCACUGCAGCAGAGUGACUCGACAAACGACCAAUCAGAUCACAGCUCUGAGACACGAGUCAGAGACACUGAGCCGACCUCAGGUGAAGAUGAAAAGAAGAGUGAAACCGGAGAUUGUGAUGGGAGUCAGAAACGAGUGUUGUCUUCAUCAGACUGGACUCCUACUCCAGACUGGGUCCUCUCCUGGAAGAGUAAACUUCCUCUGCAGACUAUAAUGAGACUCCUGCAGGUGCUGGUGCCUCAGGUGGAGAAAAUCUGCAUUGACAAAGGUUUGACGGACGAGUCUGAGAUCCUGAAGUUUCUGCAGCACGGGACUCUGGUGGGUUUGCUGCCGGUUCCUCAUCCCAUCCUCAUCCGCAAGUACCAGGCCAAUGAGGGCACGGCUCUGUGGUUCCGCACAUACAUGUGGGGCAUCAUCUACCUGCGUAACGAGGAUCCUCCUGUUUGGUACGACACUGAUGUCAAGCUGUUUGAGAUCCAGAGAAUUUAAUGACACCGAGAGAAUCAACUCAAUAAAACGGUCUCCAUCUCUCCAGACUGAACACAUUCACACAGAUUUAAUUAAACUUGAAGCCUUCACACUAAAAUGUAAUGUAGUAAAAUCAAAAGUUUUGUUUUUCUGACUUUUUUGUGUUGUGUUGUGUGUGUAUAUAUAAACGAAUGAAUGCAUCUACACUUCCCAGUCAGUUUGCCCUGUUUUUUUUUUUUUUCUGAAACAUAAUGCUUCAUUUUCUUCUUGAGUCAGUCGAUCCAUGAGAACGGACACAUAACCCUCAGGUCUCUGACCUCCUGAGCAGUGAGAGGAGUGUGUGUUUAUAGUA